Cavia porcellus (domestic guinea pig) is the source of this 12169-nucleotide messenger RNA. It is a transcript of the gene Cxxc4, whose product is annotated as CXXC finger protein 4. The transcript is spliced from 2 exons. Gene Ontology annotation, molecular function: zinc ion binding; methyl-CpG binding. Gene Ontology annotation, cellular component: nucleus. The coding region runs from base 817 to 1923 and encodes 368 amino acids. Lineage: Eukaryota; Metazoa; Chordata; Mammalia; Rodentia; Caviidae. The record is from RefSeq and is a predicted model, not a curated record.
CAGACACAGAAGGACACUGUGGCAGCUGGUCGUUCCUUUCUGCCUGCCUCUUUAGUGCGGCUCGGACGCGGGCAGGCUCUGAGCCCUGCGUGGCAUUGUGCUUGCUCGCAGUUGAUCCUCGGAUACAUUGUAGACUUUCCCAGGACUUCAUUUGCUAAUUUCCUGUUCAUUUCCCUCUUAGGGCCCUCGCUGCUUCCUACUUUACAGCUCGUGCAUGCUCAGUCAGCCCCGGUUCACACAUUUGAUCACGUUUAGAUGCCCUCUGCUGCUGGGUAGCACCGCCCUGCCGCCCCCGAUUUGCAUGUCUUUAGCACUCCAAUUGCCCUUUUCCCUCGGCGGUUGUCGCCCGCCGUCCCCGUCCCCGGGCGUCUAGGCUAUUAAUGCAUUUUCUCCGGAGGGAGAGCAGGGAGAGCAGGGGGAGGAGCUGCGGUUCGCGGCGGCGACAGCGGUGGCGGAGGGAGGGGGCCGGGAGCGCGGGGACCCGGGGAGGGGGCGCGUCGCCCGGAUUGUGAUGCAAACGACCCGGCCUGGCCUGCUGGGGCCCCGGGCGGGCGGCGGGCGGGGGAGGCUGUGCAUUGGGGCGGAAUCUCUCGCCUCGUGCAGCGGGUUGCAAUGACUCUCUUUAUUUUAGUUGUAACAGUUGGAGGAUAAUGCGCAGGAGGACGCUGCCUGGGGAUUCUCCGUGCGUGGAAAUGCGCCCCCGAGAGGACUAAGCCGCCGCCGCCGGACCCCGGCCCGCGCCCCCGUCCCUCCCUCCCUCCCCGCGCCCCCGCGGCGCCCACCUCCACCCUGCACCCCUUCUUCCCGCCUUGCACCAUGAACACCAACGUCUGCGUGGAGCCGGGGCCGGGCCCCGAGGCGCCGGGGCUGCCCAAGGAGAGCCACCUGCCCGAGGGCGCGCUCGGCAGCCUGGUGGAUUACAACUCGGAGAUGGAGCGCUACCGCUCAUUCGCCUCGUCCUUCUACAAGAGCGGCGGCGGCGCCUUCCCGCAGGCGGCCAAGAUCGCGCGCAUCACCACCCCUAUCUUCCCGGGCAGCGCCGCCGCCGCCGCCGCCGCGCGCAUCGGGAUGUCGCCCUGGAGCUGCGACAACGCGGCCACGGCGGCGGCGGCCACGGCCAUGCUCUGGGGCAGCGGCGCCGGGGGUGGCGGCGCGGGUGGCGGCCGCAAGCCCCCCGCGUCCUCGGCGACCGCCGCGCCGUCCGCAGCCCCCGCCACCGUGGCCCCCGCGCUGCUCCCGGCCGGGUCCGCGGGGGGCGGCGGCGGCGGCGGCGCGGGGGGCGGCGGCGGCGCGGGGGGCGGCAGCGGCGGCGCGGGGGGCAGGACCGGCGCGCACCCCCGCGGCGACCCCCAGCGGCUGGCCAAGGCGGCGCCGCCCGAGCCCGCGCUGCAGAUGGCCAACUCGAACUUCCUGUCGCCGCUGGCGCCCGAGCACUGCCGGCCGCUGGCGGGCGAGUGCAUGAACAAGCUCAAGUGCGGCGCGGCCGAGGCCGAGCUCAUGAACCUGCCCGAGCGCGUGGGCACCUUCUCCGCCAUCCCGGCGCUCGGCGGGCUGUCGCUGCCGCCCGGCGUCAUCGUGAUGACCGCGCUGCACUCGCCGGCCGCCGCCUCGGCCGCCGUGUCGGACAGCGCCUUCCAGAUCGCCAACCUGGCGGACUGCCCGCAGAGCCACCCCGCGUCGUCGCCCGCGUCCUCGGGCGGCGCGGGCGGCGCCAACCCCGCCAAGAAGAAGCGGAAGCGCUGCGGGGUGUGCGUGCCCUGCAAGCGCCUCAUCAACUGCGGCGUGUGCAGCAGCUGCAGGAACCGCAAAACGGGACACCAGAUCUGCAAGUUCAGGAAGUGCGAGGAGCUCAAGAAGAAGCCCGGCGCGGCGCUGGAGAGAACACCUGUUCCCAGCGCUGAAGCAUUCCGAUGGUUCUUUUAAAGCAGUAGUAGAUCUUAUUUUCAAGGCAUUUGGAAAUGAAGGGCAAACUAAUGUCUUGUUUUAAGAAACUGCUUAGUCCACCAUUGAAGAAAAUAUCCAGAAAUUAUUUUCAUUUUAUGUAUAGGGGUUUCUUCAAAAAAAUGGAAAAGAAAAGAAAAAAGACAAAAAUAGUGUGGGAGCUUGGGGAAUCGGCCAGUCUAUUUGCUUUCAGUACACUGAUUCUUUGAUGUAAUUUAGCUAUUCUAGUGAAGUUGUUGUCUAUUUUGAAAGUGGCUGUAAAAAAAAAAAAAAGUUUGGAUAAACCCCUGCUGUAAAAUCAUGUAUCUUUGCAAAGUACAUAUCUAUACUUCAUUUUCAAAUAUAUGUGUUUCAGUACUGUAAACUGUACAGAUAGCAGCUUGUAUUUUGUGUGUUUAGACACAAGGAGACAAUCACGUCUGAGCAUCUAUGGAGAUUAACAGUUUGUACACAACGGUAUGGUUCUUCGAGUCAAAUCUGGAGCAAUAAAUUUUAGCUUUAAAUAUUUUUUGCCAGUUGUUUCUAGAAGCAGCAGCAACUGCACAGGCGCCAUUUGGCUAUGCAUCUUUCCGUGGAGACUUGAUGUCAAGUUUUACAAGACGAAAAGAUAAUGAUGUGUCCGGCAGUUACCUCCAGUUCUGUGGUUCUAAGAGGGGAAGAUGUUAUCAAAGUUUCACUUAACACUUUGAGCACUAUAUUAGAGUAGUGUUUAUGCACUUGCAUUGCUUAUGAAUGAGCUGUACAGAAGGGUAUGAUACUUAGUGUAGUUGAUUUGUCUUGGGUUCCACUGUAAGGCGGGGUACUCAGAGUAGUUGGAAAAUGCAGAAUCAGUUGUAUAAUUUUUUUUAAUGAAAACAAAAACCGUGUUUUCUAGGCUAAAAAAAUAAAGUUAUCAGAUCUUAGGGAAAGAAAUUCAUUACUCACUUUUUUUUUUCCCAGCCAACCAUGGCCUGUGUGCGUUUUUGUUUCUUUGUUGUUGAUUUGGGGGGAGGGGAGGAAAAACUUUUUAAACAGAGUAUCCAAAUGUUUUAAUUCUAUGUAUGCUAUUAAAUGGGUAGUUUUAAUACUUGAAUACAUUGAGGCCUGUCUUUAGACAGGGCUGGGUAUAUUUUUAAGUUAAAAAUUAAACAUGUUCAUCCAAGUGAGGCAUUUGUCUCUUUGUAUCCUCCUUCCUCCUGACCUCCCAGCUGGACACUGGUCUUCGCCUGGAAUGUUCCACGGCUCCCAGUCCUAUGCUUCCCACUCAGUGCUUUUGUGUCAAAGAAGACAGAACCCGACCUGCAGUUUCAUAAGCGCACAACGGCUUCUUUCUCACCCACCUAGGCCACCUCAUAUAGUAGGCUUUGGUUUUCUUAGGACAGGAAACCUCGGGCCGUUCCAUUAGGACAGAUACUACGUUAAUUUAAUGUUAUUUUAUAUUUUGGCUAGGCUAUGGCACUAGUUUUCAGUUUCUGGAAUAAAGCACAGUUUAGUGAAAACACGUUGACCACCAGUUCUGCACCUCCCGAGUUCUUGCCAGUAGCUGGAGGCUGCUGCACCCAUGAACCUGUCAAAAUUGGUCAGCACGCUGGGUCUGGAGAAGAAUCACAGCUUGUGACAGAGGGGGAGGGCAGUCAAACACUUCAAAUAUAAAAGUCUGAAAUGCCCAGCAGGCAGUAGUUUUUAAAAGAUCACUGUUGUUUUGAAUGGGAAAUGAUACAGCAGAAAAGGUUUUUAAAAGGCAGAAGUAGCGCGUCAUCAUUGGAGUCCUGGGGGAAGGACGUUGAGGUGCAUGCAAAAGCCAGUGUGCAAGACAAGUGUGACUUGCCUGCUUGUGCACCGGGCCACAGUCUGCUGUGAUGGUCCAACAGUCUUUCUGGGGAAUAUUCAUCAUCUAUCACACACACCUGUGUUUAGAGAAGGGAAUGAAAUCACCACAGGCUCAAAGGUACUGCACAUUAAGUUCCAAAUUGUUUUCUACUUGGUGUUUAUGUACUUGAGUAUUUCUGGUUAAAAUUUCUCUUUCUGCUGUGGGACCAAGAGAGCUACUUGUGUUCUUUCUUGUUCUCUUUUCCUUUAUUUUACACUGUUUGUGUUUGCCAAUUUGCUAACUAGUUACAAGUGAAAACUUACUUUCACACUUGAAUAGGAAAGGUGUCUUGCUUUCUGUAAAAUGAUGAUUAUUAUAGAAAUACAACACACUUCUACUCAGACCCCGGGAGACCUACAGUAUCAUAGAAAUCACGUAGCCGUGGACUGACUGUCUGAAAUGCAUUCUGGGGCUGCAUGUGUUGAUGUGUUUUGUUUGCUUUUUAAAGGUACUAAUGAACCUGUAUAUUGUAAAAUGUGGAGCUUUACCUGUCAAUCCUUUUUUUAAAUGAAAGAAAUCCUGUUGAUCACUGAAGUGGAAUGGUGUAGCUUUUAAAAGAUUCCCCUAUGUUUUUAUUCUUGAUAUUGUUCUUUUAUACCACCACUUUUUAUGUUUUUGGUUAAACUCUAUGUAAUGUAGAGUAUACACAUAAAGUUCUCACUGCAAUGUUUACAAAGAUGCUACUCUUCUGGACUCUCUUGUUUUCUUUCCCAUGUGCCCAGGCAUUUAGGCUAAGGGUUUGAAAGGUGACACGUUUCACCAUUUUGAAACAACAACGGAAUGUAACUUUGAAAAUUUUCUGUAUGUUUCACAUUCAAUGUCAAGAGAAGUCUGAAUAUAACGAUGAGAAUAUAGAUUGUGUGGCUGUCUGUACACCUUAACCAUCCCAUAGCAGAAAAACUGAAAAACAUGGCAAGAGCGGUCCACAUCCACAGGGCCUUGUCUUCUUGAGGAAAUGCUCUACCAGCGGUAUGUGGGAAAACCGUGGAGAAUCCUUGGGUUGUUGGUAUAGAGUGUAACGGGGACAUGUCACUUGCAGCUGCCACCUAGAGCACUACAUUGAAGAAUAUCAUAAGUAAAUAGGUCUCUUUCCAAGCCUUCAGGCCAAAAUGACUUUCUCAUGGGUCCUACCUGUCUGUGCAGAUACAGAGGCACGUCUACAAAGCACUAUGGUAUCCACUCUUAGGUCAGGAAAUAGGAGCAAUCUCCUCUAGCAUAAGCAAAAGAAAAAUGUCUCGUCUUGCUAAUUCCCAACACUCAACUUCCUCUAACCACUUAACAGAGAGCAAGAGAUGAUGGGCUUACUGUGAAUUAAUAUUAAGUAAUCAUUUAAAGAAAGAAAUAGUUCUUUCCUUUGGUUCAGAACCCCUGGCAUGUAAGUUGUGCAAUUAAUGCAAAAGCAUAUAAAGUCUUUAAACUGAUAGCGUCUGUAAUUAAAUAAUGAAGAAAGGAAAGCGGUUAAAUGAACACACCAUUCAGGGUCAAAUAUGUUCAGCGGAAAGCUGUGGCGGGCCUUUGAUCUGGGCUAAAUUCACAGUGAUAUCAAACAGUUGGUUUCCAUGUAACAGCUAAAUGUUUCGGAUAUUGUUUUUAUUAAAUUUGGCAUUUCAUACUGAGAUCUGUAUUCCUAGUGAAUAAAAAACAGCUACUGUGUUGAGAAAGAUUCCGCUUUCACAAUCUCAAAAUAGAGAUAUUUCAGGAAUGCAGGCCACAAAAUGUACUGCUUUCACAGUGUUUCCUAUUCUGAGCUGUGCAGUUAUCUAUUAAAUUUUCUAAUAGAAAUUUGUGUACCGUGUAUGUAUGCUUGUGCAAUUAUUUAAAAAGCCGUUUUGGAAAACAGUGUAUUUAUUAAAGAAAAUCACUUAUGGGGCAUGUACAAAACUGUAAAAAAAAAAAAAAAAAUUUACAGAUCACUUCAAUUUGCCCAGUAAAGUUGUUUUUGUGAAAUUUCUGUGUUGUUGAAUAAAGAAUUUUAGUAUUCAAAAUAUCUCUAUUUUUCCAUGUAGAAACAUUUAUUUGUGGGAUUUUAAGGAGUGGACAUAUGAUCCUGAAAAAUCUAAUGUUUUUUGAUCAAAAGAGUUUAUAAUUCUCCACUUCCCCUUCCGUCCAUGGAAUGAAUGCUGUGUAUAAACCUUUCGUAAAUAUGCCAGUGGUGUUCAUUUUUCUCGUAUAAAGAAAGGAGAAAAGGAGAGCGUGAUCAUGGUGCGCUUCCCUAGGAUACGUUUUUGCUGGAAACUUCAAGGGUGUGCUGAGCUGAGGAAGAACUGAGUGCCCGCCAGCCUUGGUCCUCCCUGUUCCGUCUGGAGCCUGUCGGCACAGAAGACCGCAGGCACCUGUGUGCCACGUGCGAGAGAGCUGCUGAUACUUGAGGACAUUCCUGCUUGUGAAAGAAUGUGCGACUCUGGGAUUCUGCUGCAGCCACUUCCUGCACCCCUCUGACCUGAGAUUUUUAUGGUGUUACUUUUUCAAUUAUGGAACGUUGUGGUCCACUGCUCCUGUUUAUUAGUUGGUGGUGAGUGUGUUUAAUCUUUACUUCACUACUUUUCACUACAGAGGUCUAAUUUUUUGAUGCCUUAUGAACUACAAACUACGUAGAACAUGAUUUUUAAAAUUUGGAAAUUCUUGCUAUGGUUACAAACAUGGGACUUCACAGAACUGAAAGUUCAUGUCUGUGGGAUAUAGCACCAUAUUCAAGUUUUAUAAAUGUAUUACAUAUUGCCACGUGGCCUUGUUAGAAUAAUACUGCAGACACAAGGUACUCAGGUCAGGCAACGGAACUGGAUUGUACAGACUGAAAAAGAAGAUGGUGGUAACUUCAGUUAUCGAGCUAUCAAAUAGCAGUUGCUCAGGUAAGUCACUAUGUUUCUUUAUAUUUUGGUAUAAGCAAUACCAGUAUGCUAAAUAAAAUUUGAUUUUUAUAAAGAGUGCUUUCUUAAAAUUGACAAUGCUACAGAUAUCUGGAGGUUUGUAUGUAAUUACAGGAGGCUAAUCCUUCAACAGUAUCUGAAGAAACCAAACACUUGUGGAGAAGAAAGGGAACGUGUAUAAUUUAUUUAGACACUGAGCCAGAUAUUUCAUAUGGUCUAUAAAUAAGUACCUUAGGUUUUCUUUCAAAUUAGUUUAUUGGUAAUAGUUUUCAUUUCUGUGUUUUAUGCAGAAAUAACUAUUUCCCUCUUUUCUCAUUCAUAUCUUUCUUUUUAUGGAGAAAAAUACAAUUUGAAGUAAACACAAGGAAUACAAAUUUAAGACUAUAUUUGACUAAACUACAUAAGCACAGUUACAUGAAACAUUUUAAACUUCUUUGUUAGAAAAUUGUGUUUCUGUUUCUUUAUUCUCAUAUUUUGGUUUGAGAUCUAUAAUGAUGUCCUUGUGAGACAAUGUUUAUUUAUUUCAUUGUAUAUAAAAUGAUCUAUCAACCAAAUUAUCUUUUUAGUCAAUCCUUGCUUUCCUUGCAUUCUGUUAAUUAUUGCAACAUCAUUGUUUACAGGUAAUGAAGUUUUACCGAGUGGAAGCAGUGUUCAUACCUCUCUCAAAAACACUACUUUUAAAGCUACUCUUAUGUCUAAACUGUGUAAAGCAUUUUUAGAACAUAGCUGAAUUUUAUGACUUCUUUAGUUGUUAGACGGUAGAAGAUUCUGUAGGUUUUAUUUGAAUUAUUAUCUUCUGUUUACAGUUUUUGUGAAAAGGAAUCUAUUUAAAUUAUAUGGCUUCAGGAAAACUGCAUUGUUGGGAUGAAGAUUAGAAAGCAAAAAUAUUUAAAUUGAGCUAUUUGACCUUUGAUGUGACUAUAAAGCAUAAGUAGCUGAAAAAGCAUAAUGAACAUGUCGCUGUCUCUUUUCAGGACUUUUCUAUGAACUGAUUUAAAUUUUUAUAACAUUGUUACAUCAGUGUAUAUGUGUAUGUUUUUGCCUAUGUAUAUGUGUUUCUAUAUAUAUCAAUGUGUGUGUAUACAAGUAUGUACAGGAACAGAUUGUACUGUACAGUAGCUGAGAAUCAGUAUAGGUUAUUAGAAAUCUUUAGUGGCCAGAAUUCUUUCAUUAUUGUAUAGUUGUUUUGGAAUUUGAUGAUUCAGCAUCUCCGGGAUUGAGAGAUUUGAGGAUUGUUUCUUAGAUUAUUUUGGAUAUUUGAAGUGCUCUUUGAUUAGUGAGUUCCUACUUGAAUUUACUGUAUCAUAUUUUUGGUUAAUGAACUGUAUUGAGAAUUAUAUGUACUCUGUGCCCCCCACUUGCAUCAUUUGCCUUCACAUAAUUGAAUAUUUUAUAUACCUUUGAGCUGUUUAUAUAUCUGAAGUUUAAAUCUAUAUCCAAGUCAUAAUAGAUAACUUGAUCAGUUGCUUAUGCACUUUGACUGUAUGGAAAAGGCCUUCAUCUCAGCUCUCUGGUGUAUACAGAACAGCAGUAAGAAGAACACUGUCAACAUUUUGUUCACCAGCAGCUCUUAAUUUAUCAUUUAUUCAACAAGCAUUUGUGUACAUCUCUAAGUGGUAGCAACAGUGGACAUCAAGAUGGACAUAGCAUGGUUUCUGACACCUUUAUCAUCACCCUGGAACUUAACUGCAUGGCUGAAAUAAACUUCCAAAUUGAUGAAAGCCCUGGACAAUCUGCCAUGUGCAGGAAGAAUGGCUGGUGAUCUCUUUCAUUUCAGAUCCUUCCCAGCUGGGAGAAGAGAGCUAGACUUGACAACUACUGAGGUGAGACAUGGAAGGAUAGAAAAGGUCUCUGGACGCUAUUACUCACGGGGACACUGCAGUAUUCUAUCCCUAUUCAUUGUCUCUCUUUAACCCUUGUCCUGCCUCAGUCUGAAUAGUUCUAAAGCACAUAAAACACACAUACAAACGCUCCACCCCACAGAGAUACACAUAGAGUUCAUGCAACUUCAUCAUGAAUGGCUUUCUAUCUCUCUCAGAAUGAAUCCCCAGCUGUGAGCUAUGAACUCUACUGGUCCUGUGCAGUCUCAGGGGCCUCCUCUCUCCUUUCUCUCUUUAAGCUCUAAUCUCUUAGGCUCUUUUCCAUUUCAGACCUUCUCCCAGUUCUUACACUUGUAAGAUGGGUUUUCCCAUUCAACUCAUCAUGCUAAUCAUGUGUUAACACUUGGAAUUUUCUUCUCUUCUAGAGACCUCUUGUUCUUCGGUACUUGGCUAAGGAUUCACUUUUAGCCAUCCCUUUCUAGCUUUUGUGACUAGGUCAAAUUGAUGUACUAUAAGCUCUCAAAACCCUUCAUACCUUUUCAUACCAAUUAUUAAUAAAUUAUAUCAUUAGAUAAACAUCUAAUAGCUAGUGUUCUUUCAUCUAGGUAGUUAGAAUGUAUCUCUGCCCUCACAGUUCACAUUCUAGUAGGACAAAUUUUAUUAACAAAGAAGUAGACAUGCAUGGUACCAAACAUGCCAUAUGGCAAGACUGUAAAAGUACGAAGACAGUUUAGGGUGGGCUUGGAGAUAACGCCUGUGAGUGGGGGAAGGUAAGGGAGAGAACUGGGAUUUAAAAUAAAUAGUUUAGGAAAACCCGAGAAGGUAGUGCUGGCGCUUAGACCUGAAGGAGAGGCGAGCUGAAGCCCUGUGUGUGUCCUGAAGAGGGCAAAGGUAAUGGAGAAUUAAAACUCUUGUAAUGGGAAUUAGCUUGAAGUUUUUAAGAGCCAGCAAGAUUGCAGCUGUGCCUGGAACGUAGUAGGAGAGAAUAAUACAAGUGCAGUUGGAGAAGACAGGAUUGCGUGAUGUUGGACAGGGACUCUGAGUUUUACUUAGAAUCUUGGAGGGAAAACUUGAUUCAGUGUAUUAUUAGACAGCGUCUUUGCCUACCAAGUUCAGAAUGGAGAAUGGCAGAAAGGCGUCCAGCGUGGGAAGGCCACCGCCUUCGUUGAAGCUGGCAGUGUGAGACUGAGCCCAACACAGUUAUGAGAUAAAGGCACUUGGACCUGUGGACCUUGUGGGCUGUUAAACAUGGAAGAAAGAUAAGAAUGCAUAAUGACUGUGGGGGUUUUUAAUAUGAGUAAUUAGAAAGAUGAAGUUGCCACUUGCCCAGACAGGGAAGACUAGACUUUGUUUCUGCACCCACUAACCUGCUUCUCAGACAGUUAGGGAAGGAUGUCCUUUGUUCAGUUGGAUUUUGGGCUUGGUGGUCACGGUAGAUUUAUGGCUGGGGGAUGGUGAGAAAUGAGUCUGGUGUGAUUAGGAAAGACUGAAGUAUGGAAAGACAUGGGAGAGGAAGGCGAGUGCUGAGGGCUGGGACUCAGUCUGAUUGUCCUGCCUUUGUCUUCAUCCCAAUCUGUUUAUUGAUCAAUGGAGAGAACACGUGGAAACACACGGGAAGUUCGAGACUGAAUUCUUCCAAUUCUCGCUCUCCUCAGCGACCAUACUAUUUUGGUUGUUUGUUAUUCCGGUCUUGAUCCUGCAUACACAGGUAACUGACUCUUCCUCUCUGUUAAUUUGUCUUCUCUCCACUGCAUGCGAAAGUUUACAUUAUAUUUAUCGGCAUUGUAAUGCAAAAAUUACAUAUCAUAAUCCUUUCUCCAGAUCUGUAUAUACAUUGAGUUAAAAAUUUAAUGCUGGUCACAACUAGUGUAUUAAAAUUUAAGCACAGUUUUUUUGAUCUUCACUGAACCUAUCUUUCUGUUCUUGUGUCGUCUGUUGGUAAUCCCUUAAGGCCAUAUCAUUACUGCUUAUUUUGAAUCUGGGGGGGGGGCUGGAGCAGAAAUUAGGUAAAUGUUGAAAACUGAAAUUAAUCUUCAGUUGACUCUUAGCUCCAAGAAAGUGACAGGAUUUUCAGAUUUGCCUGAAUUAUUUUUCACAAGAGAAAAAAUUGACUCAGACCUAUAAAACAUUAGAAUGUAAACUUUUCACUGAUGAUCAUUCUUAUUCCUUUAUUUUUCAUUCUUUUCAGAGUCUAGCAGAAACAUCUUGACUAAGAGCCGAAAUGUGUUCCAGGGAAUACGAACAUGAAAGACGUGCUUUUUGUAUUUCGUCCUCAUAGCCGAGCAUUUUAUAUUAGUUUCCUUAGACUUUUCUCAGCUUCCAGCCUACCAUCUGACCCUCUGCAUACCUUGAGAUCUCAAUUGAAAUCUUGCUACUAGAGUCAUGAGGACUAAAGAUAACAAAUUGCAAAGAACCGAGUAGUAGUGACUUUAGUCCAUGAAAAUCCCCAAAACUUCAACAUAUCCAAAGCAAGGAAACUAGCAAUGACUACCACAAACAUUGAAAUGCUUAAUUUCAUUAUUUUGUAGGAAAUGCUGAGAACCUUUUGCAAAUGUCAAGAAUAACCAUGGAUUAGAAAGAAUUUUCCAAAGAGCUACAGUCAUAUUUACAUUAGGAGCUCAGGUAACAUGGCCAUUUUGGACACUAUGGAAUUUGUGAGUCUCAUCAACAGAUCCCAUCAGAGAAAGUCAAUAUUUAAAUGUCAGCAGCAGUGUGUCAGUUGCAUCAGGUAAGGAUUAAUGCAUAACCAGAAUUAUUAUUAUUUAUUUGUCUUUUUCCUUUUUAUCGGUACCGGGGAUCGAACUCACGGCUGCCUGCUUGCAAGGCAGGCGCUUAUACCGCUGAGCUAAACCUGGAGCCCCCACAAUUAUUUAAUGUAUUAUCACACUGAUAGAACUUGGGGCCGAAGGAGAUGUAGUAAUUUCCCGUUUAUGAAGUAUCAGAGACUGAGUUCUUAAACUGGCUACUUCGGAGGAAGCUGGCAAACAAUUUAAAGAUGUGAUCUGCUGCCUGGCUGAUGCUAUUCUUUUCCUUGCUGAGCCUUUUUGCUGGGUUGUUUGCGUUGCCUGGGCAGAUUUGCUGUUUCUGUUCUAACUGCAGUGCGUGCGGCAUGGAGAAUGCUGAUUAAUUCUUGGCGGCAACCGUCACACACACUACCAGUGUCGUACGUUUAUACCCUCCAACUCAUCCUCUGUGACUGCAUUCCGUAAGUCACCAGUCCUGGGAAUAGCACGGAAUACACAAAUAAACCUGCCCUUGAUUUAGAUGAAAAGUAACUGUUGAUCCUCGACUGCCUUGAAAACACAGAAGUUACGUUAGAUUGGGGGAUCUUUUAUCGUCUUCGUCUGCUUCAAGUAGCUCUAGUGGGCCUUCUUUAAUGGACCCUACAGCUGCCAUCCAUGGAGAACUCAAAAUAUCAAUUAUAACUGGAAGAUGAACUUACAGUUUGCCCAUGGUGUGAAGUCAGCGGAUCUUCAUAAACCUCAGCCAUUGUGCCCGUGCAGCAGUACUGCUCCAGAAAUGGUGCUGGAGUGUUUCUUGAGCAGUCAUUUUUGAUAAUUUUGAUAUCUAUAUUGUAUGGUAGGUGACUCAUCCUAUUACAUUAAAAAAGAGGUAACAAAUGUUAUGUAGGGAGCCCUGUUUACUGUAUUGUUCCCUGAUUUGUUCAGAGAAUAAAUAUUUUUAUUAGUCCA